ACCAGUCACCAGUAGUGGUCUAGAAGUCGACGCGAACGCUCGUGGUCCGCCCAGAUUUUCAGUUCAAUACGUAUUUUUAUUUUUUUGUUUUUCUUUCCUUAACAACAUUAACGAUUGAUUUUCACUUCGAGUGCGAACGUGCGCAAAUAUUACGAGAUCGAUAUUCGGUCGUGUUUCGUUGAUGUUAUCUCCCACCGUCUCCUCCCGUAUAAUGGUGACUUCUCGCAUCGCUUUAGAUGGGCUUUUGCAAAACAGACUGACCCCGAACAUCUGCAAGGAUACGCUGCACAGGAUACACGGAGGCGAGACGGACUUGUUUCAUUUAUACGCUGGAAAACAUAACACGGACGACACGUCUUCGUCGUCGUGCGGCGCGGACACGAUGACCGCAGCCGCGAUCAAACGGGAAACGCACACGCCGACCACGGAUCAGAGCGAGGAUUCGGGCGUGGACGUUUCGGUGGCCGGCGGCGGUGGCGGUGGUGGCAACAACGGCGAACACCACGGGAGGCCGUACAAGCGGAGACGGUCGGGCGACGAAUCGGACGACGGGGAUGACGGGUGUCCGGCCAAGUCGAGCAGGACCAAAGCGGCGGUCGCGGCCACCACCACCACGGCCACCGAGACCGUGCUGUCGGUGAACAUGGCCGCUUGUCCGCCGUUCAGGCCAUGGAGCAGUGACGAGUCGUCGUCGGACGUGGGCCUGCGGCUGUUCCAAGACAUACGAAACGUGGACAGGAUAUUGACGCUGACGCAGCGGCGCAGAGAACCACCGGCCGAACCACAACCGCUGGACCUGACCAAGGGGCGAGCGAACGUGGCGCUGCCUGUCCGGCCGGUGGACCUGGCGACCACAGCCGAGCGACAACCCGUCGAGCUGCGUGGCCGCACGGCCAUUGCGAACGAGUGUUGCAGCGCAACGGGCACCACCGGUACCACCGCAAUCGGCACCACCGCCGGGAAUGACGCCUGCACCGCGACGACCACGGCGACCACCAGGUACAGCAAGAACAUGUCCCGGGCCCGGAGGAUCGAGGCCAACGCCCGCGAGCGGUCCCGGGUGCACACGAUCAGCGCGGCUUUCGACACGCUCCGCGCCACCAUCCCUUCAUACUCCAGGAAUCAGAAGUUGUCGAAACUGUCGACGAUACGCAUAGCGAGCGCGUACAUACUCACGCUGUCCCGGUUGCUGGACAUGGACUACAGCGCGGAGCAGGACCGGCCGUCCGUGGCCGAGUGCGUGGACAACGUCACCGGGAUCAUACACAUGGAGGGCAAGGCGAGGAAGAGGAAGGACGAGCAGCAGUGAACGGGGAUGGGCGAAAGACACCGGAAACGUUCACAUCCGGUAGUGUAAGACCGAAGUUACGAGAUUCCAAUUCGCGAAAUCGUGAAUCGGCGAACCGACGGGAGGUUUCGAGUGUCGCAAAUUGAUCGCUGUCCGCCUUAAACGCCGAGUACGCUUGGAACGCGUCGUCACGCUGUGGAGUCCGAUCAGCAUUGAACAUUCAAAAACCCCGAACGGGGAUGCCCGUGGGAUACGCGUUUCGACCGACCGCAAUAUUCAGGACGAAAUCCGGGAACAGGCAGCAGCAACAGCAGUAAACGCUAUCGCUGUCGGUCCCCGACACUGCAGUCGGAGCAUCGAGUCACCCGUUGUUCGUACGCACCUUUUUUUUACCCCCGAGGAUCACACGCAAGACUCUCGAGCUCCCGCACAUGUUAAAACACAUGGCCAGCACUUGUCGCUCGUCGUAAGGUCGUGUGUAUGUGUGUGUGUGUGUGUGUGUGUGUGUAUACGUGUGUUGACCUAUAAAAAUAACUAUGUAUACACACAUAAACGCACACCUAAACAUAUGUAACCGUUGAGCUUGUGCGCCUGCAGUAUAGGGUUAACUGCAGUUACGAUAGCGACAAUAUUUUAUACGUAGCAUACAUUCCAAAAAUAUUUUGUUAAUAUACGCCAUAAUUAUUGUUAUAAAAUUAUCGUCAUACCACAGUUCGUAUAAUACAUAUGUUUUCGUUACUCUAUUUUUUGUAAAUUCCACGUGCGCGUAAUUUAUCGUCACUGUUGAUACUGCCCUCCCCGUCUCUCAUUACUUAUCCUAUUAUUAUUUUUAUUUUUAAAUUUUUUUUUCGUUCUGUUAUUUACAUUUAAAUACGUAUACUAGUC
Messenger RNA from Sipha flava (yellow sugarcane aphid), 2173 nucleotides. RefSeq names its product protein atonal homolog 8 (gene net). The record is from RefSeq and is a predicted model, not a curated record. Gene Ontology annotation, molecular function: protein dimerization activity; DNA-binding transcription factor activity. Lineage: Eukaryota; Metazoa; Arthropoda; Insecta; Hemiptera; Aphididae. The transcript is spliced from 2 exons. The coding region runs from base 182 to 1309 and encodes 375 amino acids.